Molecule: messenger RNA, 459 nt
Organism: Mitosporidium daphniae
Lineage: Eukaryota; Fungi; Microsporidia
Exons: 4
Coding region: 1-459 (152 amino acids)
Cellular component (GO): mRNA cleavage factor complex
Molecular function (GO): mRNA binding
Source: RefSeq, a predicted model, not a curated record
AUGGUGCAAUCGGUAGAGGCCAUGCUCAUUAUCCAUCAAUAUACACACCCUCACGUUUUGCUCUUGCAAAAAGGAAAUAACUUUGCCUUACCGGGUGGGAGGUUGUUGUUAGGCGAGGAUCAGUCUGAAGGGCUGUCUAGAAUACUUUCCGAUCAAUUAGCACCUCAAUCUUCAUCAAAAUUUACCACAUGGAACAUUUCCGAUUGUCUUUCUGUGUGGUAUCGACCAGGGUUUGAGAAUAAAUUUUAUCCUUAUCCACUUCCCCACAUAACCAUUCCAAAAGAAGAAAAAAGGCUGUAUCUUGUUCACCUGCCAGAAUCACAGUUGUUUUCCAUUCCCUUGGGCAUGACUCUUGUGGCAAUUCCAUUUUUUGAGCUGUAUGAAAACGCCAACCGCUUUGGUCCGCUAAUCGCAAGUGUUCCCUAUCUAAUUUCUCGAUACCAUUUAAUUGUUCAAUAA